Messenger RNA from Zerene cesonia (dogface butterfly), 1093 nucleotides. RefSeq lists its product as uncharacterized. The transcript is spliced from 3 exons. Lineage: Eukaryota; Metazoa; Arthropoda; Insecta; Lepidoptera; Pieridae. Bases 99 to 554 code for a protein of 151 amino acids. Gene Ontology annotation, biological process: regulation of synaptic transmission, cholinergic; sleep; positive regulation of voltage-gated potassium channel activity. The record is from RefSeq and is a predicted model, not a curated record.
UUGAUGGUUACGUGUUGAUUGGAGUUUGUAAAAUAGAAAUACAUGUAAAUAGAAAAUGCUCAAUUAUUAUAGUUAACAACAGAUAAGCAUUAUUUGAGAUGAGUAAAAUAUCGUUAGUGUUUUGGUGCAUUGCGGGCUUGCUCGUUUUGGAAGGAGUUAAUUGUUUGAAUAAGCGAUGCAUAAGAUGUAGAUCGAGAGGAGAGCUCGGGUCGUGUGGUGAUCCUUUCCCGACAAACGUCACAGAGCCUGAAACUCAAAUUGGAAUACACAUAGUAGCUUGUCCAUCAGGCUGGUGUGGAAAGAUGAUUGAGGGUACCACCGGUGCUUUCAGAACUGAUGAUUAUGGUGCUGCGACACAAAGAAUGUGUCUACAGAGAUCGCCAAGUGACGAUGAAGAAAGAUGUGCUUACACUAUGUGGAAUCACAGAAAAGUUUAUAUGUGCUUCUGCAAUGGAGAUCUAUGUAAUUCGGCUGUUAAAAUAUCUUCAGUACACUAUACCAUAUUAAUAAGCUUUCUUGUUUGUGCCUUUUCAUAUUUUUAUACAGGCAUGUAGCUAUUUUUUAAGAAUAUUCAUGAAUCUCAUAUUAUGUAAUUUGAUCCAACAGAUACAGCAACAAUAGCAACUGUUUAUUGCUUGUUGUUGAAUGUAUUAUUUCAUAUAUUUAACAGUUAUAAGGAUGAUUUAAAACAAACAUUGUUAAGUGUUUUGCAGCUCAAAUAAGAAUUGUGAUAUUUUAUACAAUUGUACUUAAUUACUAUAAAGCUUUUAAGAUGUUGAUGCAAGUUACAAAUUGAAUUUUAAUGAAUCAUCUUUAUAAUACAGUUUUUAAUUAAAUUGUCAUUAUAUUUUUGAUAAGAAGAGAAGAUAAGAUGUCUCGAAUUUAUAUUUAAGAAGUGAAAUUAUAAACAUUCCAAUUUUCAUUCCUCACUACUCCGUCCUUAAGAUGUGAUGAAAAAAUUGUAAAUUAAAAAUUUUAUGUAUAUAAAUAACUUUUUAUGAAAUUUUUCUUGGUAAGUUUUAGAUUAAUAAGUUUUUUAUCUGUUACCACUGCCCUAUAUACUUACGUUUAACUAGAUGUAUAAAAUAUAAAA